CUCCUGUGACUCUGAGCUGUGAUAGCACAAACCAGCAGUGACCUGUUGUACAUCAGGGUUGAAUAUGUUGAGAUCUGCUGAGGUUGCUGAUACAUACCAGCUCUUCAAUCCUCAGGCAUAUCUUCAGAACAACUAUAUGCCUCCUCGAGCCAACUUUGAGAAUGAGGACUGUGUUGUUCCCUGGAAACUCCGCUGCUUUGCAUCCUCAUUCUCAACAGGAGAAAUUCAUGGCCACACGCUCCUGGACAUUGGCUCUGGCCCAACUCUGUACCAAGUCAUCAGCGCCUGUAAGUUCUUCAACAAGAUUGUAAUGUCUGAUUACUUGGAGGUGAACCGGGAGGAACUCAGGAAAUGGCUGAGAAGAGACACUGGAGCCUUUGACUGGAGUCCCUACAUUAAAUAUGUGUGUGGCCUUGACGGAAAGAGGGAUCACUGGGAAGAUACAGAGAGGAGACUACGGGAAACAAUUCAAGAGGUCUGUCAUUGUGACAUCAUGCAGGCAAAUCCUCUGCACCCAAAGGUGCUGAAUCCUGUUGAUGCUAUCAGUACCACCUUCUGCCUCGAGUCUGUGUGCCCAGAUAAGAAAUCACUGGAGGAGGCUUUAGCUAAUAUCAGCUCACUCCUGAAACAAGGUGGCUUCCUCCUGAUGAUUGGGGCACUCAAUGAAUCCUACUACCUGGCUGGGGAAGUGAAGCUCAGUGUCAUUCCUCUUGAUGAAGAUUAUGUGAAGGAGACAGUUAGCAGGUCUGGCUACAGAAUCUGUACCUUCAAAACAUACAACAUGCCACCUGAUCUGAACAUUGGGGUUGAUGAUGUGUGCGCUGUUUUCUACCUUCAAGCACAAAAAAUCUGACCUGUGUAUUUGUAACUUCACUGCCAGAGGUUUCACAAACAUUCAAAUGCAACUGACAUAAAAGCAGCUCCUGAGUCAGAGAGAGAAAAUAGCUACACGACACUAGGGUAGACAGUCAAAGGGACUAGUCACACUCCCUAAGUUAGUGUGAUAUGUGUGUGUGCACACGCGUAUAACUGAGACUGUCUGAACACAUCUCUGGACUGACUCAAAAGAUGCUUUUAGGCUCAAUUUGUUAACCGUUUUUCAUCAAUAGCAGGAAAAGACUAAUGGAAAUGGAUAAAUAAUUUGUCCAACUCUGGUAGUGUUUGAUAUGAAUUGUUCAAAUGAAGCUGAAGCUACUAUAGCAUGAACCAAACAUUUGCAACACAACAGAUCAGCUAACACUGCACAAUAAUCAGCAUAGGCACACAUGCUGUGUCCCUAAAUAUUAGAUGCAUGCUGUAACCAUGUGUGACAAGAAGCUGUAUUUGAGGCAUGCUUAAUGAUUAGAUGAAUGCGUGUUUACCAGAUACAAUGUGUUUUUGGCAUGUGAAUGAUGGUAUUCAUGUUCUAGGCAUACAUAUACAAGCAUAGGAAACAGAAUCGUGCAGCGCACAGUUCCUGGUUCUUUUGAAGAACAAUUUAGUUACUUGUUAAUGCCACACUCCUACUCUUUUCCCAUGCUCCUGUAUUCUUCCAUACAUUCAAGCAUUUAGCUAAUUCCCUUUUUCAAGUUUUUUACUGAAUCUGCACCCACCUGCUAUCAGUGCAUUCCAGAUCCUAACUAUUUUGUAAAAACAUCAAGGUGCUUUUGGCUUCUUUGUCAUCACCUUCAAUCUGAGCCCUCCACUUAUCAGUCGGGUACCGCAGGUAGAUUUUCUUUAUUGACUCGAGCAAAACUCCUGCUUAUUUUAACCACCUUGAUCACAUCUCCUUUGAGUCUCCUCUGUUCUGAAAAUUAUAGCUUCUCCAAUCUAGCUCCUGGAUAAUCUCUUUUUCAAAUAUUUCCAAACACCCCCUCAACUCUUCCUGAGUCUUGUUUCUGUAAUGAUUCAAUAUUGCUCUAAGUGUACAUGUGAUACCCGGCCUGUUUAUAAAGUUGACUUACCUAAUUGCAGUGUUGCGGGUUUUUCAAUUUUUGUUUAAAGAUAUUGUGACAAAGCAUCUCAAAUAAAUCA
Molecule: messenger RNA, 2013 nt
Organism: Chiloscyllium plagiosum (whitespotted bambooshark)
Lineage: Eukaryota; Metazoa; Chordata; Chondrichthyes; Orectolobiformes; Hemiscylliidae
Gene: pnmt
Product: phenylethanolamine N-methyltransferase
Cellular component (GO): cytosol
Molecular function (GO): phenylethanolamine N-methyltransferase activity
Source: RefSeq, a predicted model, not a curated record